CACUUAUUUGAAUGCAUACUUUUGUGCUACUACAUACAGUCGGUACUAAUAGAACCAUAAACCACUACUCUUGUUUCAAUAGUUACUAUGUUUGAGAGCAUGAACGUCACGCAAUCUGCUGGGGAGCCGACCGCCUCGAAUGUAUAUAUGUUCGUCCAGGCGCACAGCGGAGUACUGCCAAAAAUGAAGACCACUAACAUACGGGGAGAUUACAAGUGUCGAUUUCAGAAUUGUGAGCGCACCUAUACAAGUGAAGAUACGCGACGCAGACACUACCGAAGGCAUCAUCCUAUGGAGUGGCGGUCGGUGAAGAGAUCGAAAGAGAACACUAUCGCCAAAAAGCAGUCCAUGGACGGGAAGUCGCAUAUCAGCCGGUCACUGAGUCAUCCCGAGUUGGCACAGAGACUUUUGUCUUCCCAAAAGUCCAUGCCGACAUUCUCCACCAAAACAAUGUACAGCCUACAAAAUUCAAUGCCAGUUGCGGCAGGCCCUGUAAAGUAUACACUAUCAUCGCAGAACCAGUAUACGAAAUUUCAGGACAUGCAGAAAAAGAGCAGUCAGCCAACGACAGACUCAAAGCCGGUACUCUCAGGUGAGCUAUGCACCGUUCCUCCUAUUCCAGAGCCGGUUGAUACCGCAAUGUUAGCUCAGUUGGACGACUUACUAUGCCUUUCCAGUACCGCUACUGACAGUUUCAGCAGUUUCAGCAGUUUCAGCAGUUUCAGCAGUUUCAGCAGUUUCAGCGAUUUCAGCGAUGGCUCAAUAACCCCGGAUUCAGCUCCCCAGGUGAAGAUCGAGAACCUUCCCGGCAUGAAUACACGUCUACCGAAUUAUCUUGAGAGCGGAUUGUUUCCCACGCAUACACUUCCCACUCUGCCCACCCCAACCUCAACUAGUGUCGACUUCAGUGAAUUUGCGAGUCCAGAUACCCUUUUUGCGGGAUUUACCAGUUUGCCCGAAUUGAACGACGGGUUAUAUCAACAAAUCGAGUCGCUGUUGAACUUCGAAUUAUAG
This is a messenger RNA of Sphaeroforma arctica JP610, 1014 nucleotides long. RefSeq lists its product as hypothetical. Lineage: Eukaryota; Ichthyosporea; Ichthyophonida. The coding region runs from base 88 to 1014 and encodes 308 amino acids. The transcript has a single exon. The record is from RefSeq and is a predicted model, not a curated record.